GUAACAAUAAUAAAUUGAGAAAAAAAUGUUAUUCGAAAUAUAAAAACGUGCCGAAAACCAUCGACUGAAAUAAAUGAAAUUUGCUACUUAUCUUAAAUUACCUAUAAUUUCGAAGGAAUGAAAUUCAAUGGAUUAGUUUGAAGGUUGUUGUUAGUUCGAAAUGAUGUUUUUAUGGCAGGCUUGUGUUUUUAUUACAUACACUAUUGUUGAAGCAAAUCACGAAUGCGGUUAUCAGAAUGCACGUUGUUAUCAAAACAAUAUUUACGCUAGAUCUGUUGACGGAUCUUGUAAUAAUAUAGAUCAUCCCAAUUGGGGAACCCAAUUUUCUGUCUACGAUAGAUUAGUACCAGCAAAAUACGGAAGAAAAUUUGCAUUGGCGCACUCAAAAAAUGGUAAACCGUUACCUAGCGCUAGGUUAAUAUCGACUACUCUUUUCCUGGACGAAACUUCUCCAGAUCCGGAUUUAACGAUUAGUGCUGUUCAGUAUGGUCAAUUGGUAGCACACGAUUUGAGCGAGGCUUUCAUAGUUGGAGAUCCGUUAUCAUGUUGUACUUCAACAUUUCAAGAAAAGGAUCAUAUGCCGAGUAAUUGUAUACCUAUUAAAAUUCCUCAUGAUGAUCCCAAUUAUUCGAUAAUAAAUGCAACUUGUUUAUCAAUGAUGAGAUCUCAAACCAAUCAGGAGCGUGGAUGUUCUCUUUAUCUACAAAACAUUUCACAGAUAUCAGGAGUUACUGCUUUCUUGGAUUUAUCGAAUGUAUAUGGUAAUACCGAGGAAGAAUCUCGGAGUUAUAGAGCUCAAAAAAACGGAUUGCUUCAACUUAACGUCCGAAAUCAUAGGGAAUGGUUACCAGAAGCCAAUGACAAAGAAUUAAUGUGUCCUUUUCUACCUAAGGGCGAAAGAUGUUAUCAAACAGGUGAUGAUAGAGCGAAUCAACAUCUCAAUCUCGUGAUACUACAUACAUUAUGGCCAAGAGAACACAACAGAUUAGCGCGAGAACUUUCUAGAAUAAACCCACAUUGGAACGAUGAGAAACUUUUUAAUAUAGCAAGAAGUAUUGCUAUAGCAGAACAUCAAUAUUUAACCUAUUAUGAGCUUUUACCAUUAUGGACUUCAAGGAAGCAGCUACUUCAACUUGGAAUUAUCUCCGAUUGUGAUAAUUUCAUCAACGAUUAUGAUGGAAAUAUGAGACCGCAUAUUUAUAACGAGUUUGCCCAUGGGGCUUUCAGGCAUUUUCACUCUAUGAUACCCGGUACAUUACAGCUCGCAGAUUCGUCUGGGUGUCCUUAUAGAACAUUGGUUCAGAGAGAUUAUAUGUUUAGACCAAAUUGUUUAGAAAGAAGCGAUAUAUUCGAUUCUUUGUUACGAGGUAUGACCACGCAACCAUCUCUAACUCCCGAUGCAUUUACCGAUCCCGAACUUACCAAUUUCUUUUUUGCGAUGACAUACAAAUUUGGUUUCGAUAUGAAGGCGCUAGAUGUGCAAAGAGCACGAGAUCAUGGUUUGGGUUCAUACAAUGAUUUACGAGAAUUUUGCGGCUUGGGACGAGUACAGAACUUCAAUCAACUGUUAGACGUUAUGGACAUCACAUCAGUGGAAAAACUCGGUCAUAUAUAUGAUUACGUAGACGAUAUAGAAUUAAUAGUGGCUGGAUCUUUGGAAAAGCAAGUUCCUGGUACUUUACUAGGACCGACAUUUUUGUGUAUAUUUUACGAACAGUUUUACAGAACUAGAAAAUCCGAUAGAUUUUUCUUUGAAAAUACUCAUAGCGGAUUAACGCGUCUUCAAUUGGAAGAGAUUAAAAAAUUUAGUUUUUCCCGAUUCAUAUGUGAUAACGGUAAUAACGUAACACACAUGCAAAAGAACGGAUUUCUACAAGUUUCUAGCAGUAACCUUAGGCUUCCUUGCCAUCAGAUACCCAGAGUAAAUUUGAACUUAUGGAAAGAAAAUCAUCAAGAAAUAAUUGCCAAGAGGAACAGUACCCGGAAAAUUUGAUUAAUGAAGAGAAUUUUUCAACGAAAUUAGUAUAUUGAAACGAAAAAUUAAUUAAAUGAAAGAUCAUUAAUAAAAUGUGGAUUAAAUUCUUCGUUACUUCAUUUUACUAAAUCAAUUCACAUAGUUGAUGAUACCUUGGAGAUGAAUUAAUCUUUGAUUAGAUCUACUGUUGUUAAUCAGAAAUGAAAACAAGAUAAUUUUUGAAUCGCCUUGUAUUCGGAACUACUCAUUGAAAUUUAUCAUCACAAAACAACAACGAAUAAGUUUUAUCUUUGAAUUUUUCAUUUCAUUACUUGGAUCUAUGAUAACUGAAGCUAGAAUUGCUUAUUUUUGUACAAAAUUUUUCAAAAGUUUCAUUUUAAUUUAAUUAUCAAAAAGUCUUCUCGGGAUAUUGGAUUACUCGAGUCAACACAAACCUGUUUUUUCCCAGUAAUAUGUUGACUGAUAAAAAUUUUAAAAGCAUCACUGAAAAAUUUGAUAAAUCAACAAAGAAAUCAGAAUUGAUUCGUCAAACUGUCGUACAUUGAAUCAGAGUACUAUUGGUGGAAUCGAUACAAACGAAAAUAGUUGUUUUAAAAAAAAUACAGAGAUGCAAAGCCUAUGCAAUAUUUAUUCUAUAAUAACAAGGAUGUUUCCAUGUCUUCUGAUAGUUUGGAAAAUACUCAAAAUAAUGAUUACUGUCUCCUGAAAAACAUUUCAAUUACAGUGAAGACUCUGUCGAAUUAACACAAAUUAAUAAGAUGGAAAUUUUAGAUAGAGAACAACAAAAUGUUCAAAAAAAGGAUGAGAUAAAGGUUCAUCCAAAUAUCAUUUUGAGGCUGCCUAAUCAAUUCCAGGAAGCUAUUGCGAAAAAACGGAGGAUUAUUAUUAUUGAUCCAUGCCUGGGACUCAUAGGAAUAUUCGUAAGAGCUGCAGAAUCCUGAGAAAAAUGUAGAGAAGAAGCCGUGGUGUCAAUUUAAGAACCAAGCGGCUAUUUUCAACUUGUGUACUAUCCACACAUGAUGACAACUUGUAUAUAAGGAUAUAUAAAUCGAAUUUAAUCAAUAUCCUUCAUCUAUUUUUCAGACCUAAUGUCAUUAGGUUCUAGAUGACUAAUGAUUUAAUGUUAAUACUGAACGUACAUUCAAUAAAAUUAUUAGUGCUGUCGACAAAAGAAAGAAAAUACAAGAGGUAUUUUGAUACGACUUCAGAUUAAUGUGCACUAUUUUCAAAACUUUUAGUGCUUUAAAUAUUAAUAACUGUUAUAGAUUUCCGUCCCAUGUAAUGUUUUAAUGACGGAAUAUUUAGAAUAGACUGCGUGUCUUCCAUUCUGAGAUAUUGUCUUCCAAAUUCUUCUAAAAGCGACAUUGCAGAAUUUGAAUUCAGAGAAAAAUUAUUUUCUAGAUAGAGAUUGAUUUCGCUUAAUCCUGAUGCUUAUUAUAUAGGAUAUAGGCCAUUUUUGGGAUUUCUUCUUCCACAACACCUUCCAUUGUUUCCUAAGGUGUCUUCUGUUUUAUUUUCUGUCAUCUCAUAAUUCGUUUUUUGCUUUUUCAUUUAUAUUUCUUCUGUCCAGCUAAUCCUGGAUCUUCCUUCCUUGUUCGUGCUUCAUAUAUCUUUCGUAUAAAUCGACCUGCUCUAAUUUUUCUUCUUCUAUUUAUUGUCUGUUGAUUGCAACUUCUUCUGCAAUCUUUACAUAAUCUUCUACUUUAAACUUUUGAUGUUUCAAACAUUUUUGAUACCUCUGACAUAAAUUGUUGUCUUUUUUUUAUAAAUCUCUUGAUACAUUUAUUCGUUUUCUCUACUUCAUAAUCACUGCUCUGGUUUUCUGUUUGCUCUAAAUCCUUGUUGCGAAUCUUCAUCUUUCAGUUUUCUUCCAUUAUUCUGUUAUAAAUCUAUACUUGUGCUUUCCAUGUCUCUGCUAUUUUCAUUUGUACCAUUUACUUCAUUAUUCCGUCUAUUCGUUAUUUUUUGUUAUUUCGGUUUCUGCUAGUUCUGAUCGUCUUCCAGUCUCCUAGGUUUUCAUUUCAUCUUCAUUUAUUAUUAUAUCUUAUGUCUGCCGUAUUUUUGAAUGGACUGUUUUUAUUAUUACUAGUUCUGAUUGCAUUUUUAAUAGUUCCAAAGUUUAUAGUGUUAUCAUAGAAUCUGUUUGAUACAUUAAAGAACCAAAACUCACCAUUCAAUAGCUGUUUUAAUGUCAUUUCUGUCUACCCAAUAUUGUUAAAAAAUAGAUCAUAUUGAAAUGAUUAUAAUUAUCACAGUAUUUACUUACAAUGAUAACAAUCUAACGUGACAAUUUGCUAAACAAUUAAAUUACCCGCUAAUCGGUAUACCUCCCUCUCAAAUAUUUGCAUAUUCUCACUAGCUCAUCGUUUCAACCCUUCAACAACGUUUAGGUCACGACUAGCGGUUUUGUUCGACCGUUGGUUUGUCUACAAAGCAGUUCGCUGUUUUAGAUAAAUGUUAUUCAAGAACUUCAGACUACGUGAUCGCUUAUUCAUUCAAUAUUUGUACGAGGGUUGUAUGGAGAGUUUCCAAACUCAACUUCAUUUCAUUCACAACAUUUAGUAUUCUUGUGACAGUUAACACAAAUGAAGAAGAUAAUACAUAAACUGAUAAUAGCGAACUCAUGGUUCUACUACAAAAAUAUCCACACAAAAAAAUUGGAGAGCCGUACGUAAAGAUAUAUUAUUUACUACGUUAUAGUAGAGAAACUGAACAGAGUCAAACGCAGAGCUGUGGUCGGUGGUGAUCUAAACAACUGUAAACUUCUUGGAAAACUUGGAAGAAGCGUCGAAAGUAGCUAUAUGAAAAAAUUGAUACCACUGUGGACGAUAAGAAUAAAGGAAGAAAUAAUGAAGGAAGAAGACACAUGGAAGAGAUAAAAGUGGAAAUAUGUGAUAGCCGAAGGAAAGAAAACGAUACUUUGGAUCAAACUGGAAGAAGACAACAAAGGAAAUCGAAAAUUGUUCCACGAAAUCAUUAAAUCUUUAAAAAUGGGUAGAAUAUAAGACGAAAUAUACGUAAAGAACAAAAAUGAUAGAAUUUAUCGAGAAGAUAAAAAAUAAUGAUAAAAAUGAAGUUGAUUUUAAACAAUUACUAAUGGGAACAACAGAUAACAUUAUAUAGAUGAAGAAAUUGAUAAAAUAAGUUGAAAAGUGGACCAAGAUGGAUAACGAAAGAAGAAGUUAUACAAAUUGAGACAAAAACGUGCAGUAAAGUAAAAUCUUAACCAUGUUAUGAGUAAAAACCUAAUUUCAGAGGCUUUUCUAACCGCAGAAAGAGUAAGACAGUUGGUGACUUAAGACAAUUGCUUCUCAAUAUAUUUAUUGGAUACAACGAUACCUACAUUAAUAGCUUAAAAUGUUCACCUUUAGCUAAAAUACACUGAGAAAGACGUACUGCGAUUUCCUCUCGAAUCUUCGGAGCUUGUGCAAACUCAGUACGUAUCCUUUCUUCGAGUUCAAUGAUAUUUAUUGAUCUAUUUUGGUACAGUUUACUUUUCAGGUACUUUCCACUGGAAAUUGAACGCGACGUUAGGAAACUGUGCUUCUAAUCUCAUUGUAGGAUCCGCAAUCAGCUGACAAAUGAUCUACCUGAACCAGGUUUCGGACCUUUUGUAUGAAGGUGAAGGUACGACGAAGCGUUGAGGGCUAGUUUCAUCAACGGUCGCGGAUUUAAUAUAGCUUCCAUUUGUAUAAACAUAGAGUUCAAAUCGUACUGAAUAAAACUUACUA
Molecule: messenger RNA, 5706 nt
Organism: Diorhabda sublineata
Lineage: Eukaryota; Metazoa; Arthropoda; Insecta; Coleoptera; Chrysomelidae
Product: peroxidase-like
Exons: 9
Coding region: 161-1993 (610 amino acids)
Biological process (GO): response to oxidative stress
Molecular function (GO): peroxidase activity; heme binding
Source: RefSeq, a predicted model, not a curated record